Messenger RNA from Haliaeetus leucocephalus (bald eagle), 921 nucleotides. It is a transcript of the gene PRR16, whose product is annotated as proline rich 16. NCBI's taxonomy places the organism in Eukaryota, Metazoa, Chordata, Aves, Accipitriformes, Accipitridae. Bases 1 to 921 code for a protein of 306 amino acids. The record is from RefSeq and is a predicted model, not a curated record. The transcript is spliced from 2 exons. Gene Ontology annotation, biological process: positive regulation of cell size; positive regulation of translation.
AUGUCCGCCCAGUCCAAGGGGACCGCAUCCUCCUCCUCGUCGCCGUCCGAGGGGCCGCCGGCAGCCUCCAAAGCCAAGGUGAAGGAGCAGAUCAAGAUCAUCGUGGAGGAUUUGGAAUUAGUCCUGGGGGACCUGAAAGACGUGGCCAAGGAACUUAAGGAGGUGGUUGACCAGAUUGACACACUGACGUCUGACCUGCAGCUGGAGGAUGAGAUGACAGACAGUUCCAAAACAGACACACUCAACAGCAGCUCCAGCAGCACAACAGCUUCCAGCUUGGAGAAGGUCAAGGUGCGGGGCAGUGCACCACUCGUCAAGCCGCCUGCGCACCCCUCUGCUAUCCUCACUGUGCUGCGGAAGCCGAAUCCACCCCCGCCUCCACCGCGACUGACGCCUGUCAAGUGCGACGAGCCUCUGAGGCUGCCUCCUUCGGCCAACCCUGUCAAGACUAAUGGUACCCUGCUGCGAAAUGGGGCCUUGCCUGUUGGGCCCAACCGCAUCCCAAAUGGAGAUACAUGCUGUAUACCGAACAGUAAUUUGGAGAAAGCUGCGAUGCAGCCUCUGAUGCACAGAUCUGAGAAAGAGCGGUGUCCUCAGCCGGGAGCAAGGGAACGGGUACGAUUUAGUGAAAAAGUGCAGUACCACGGCUAUUGCCCCGACUGUGAUGUUCGGUAUAACAUUAAAAACAGGGAGGUGCACUUGCACGGUGAUCCUGCCCGUGUUGUGGAAAAGCUGCCGCACCAGUGCCCACCUCUGCCGCCUCCACCAUCUCCGCUGCCUCCAUUUCCUCUGGAAAAUGGAGGGUUGGGGAUAAGUCCCAGUAAUAGCUUUCCUCCUCCAAGACCUGCGACUGUGCCUCCACAAACCGCACCAAAACCCCAGAAGACCAUCUUGAGGAAAUCAACCACUACAACAGUGUGA